GUUAGCUAGUUACCGACGUUAGCCCUUUCAUUUCCUGAAUCCUGAAUCAAGGCAACUUUAGCGAAGCUGAGCGUUUAUUGGUUUAUUAUUAUUUAACAUCGCUUUGCUCGAUAUGUUUCUUUAAAAAGAGCUCAGUCGGACUUGAGUUGUUAUGUCUGAGCAGCACUAACUUUAGCUCAUCAGCAAAAACAACCCACACCCUCAAUAUGUUCUUUCCCUUAUCUCUUUGCUGUCUUUUCUUCAGGUCGGGUCAUGGAGUUUGCAGAGUUGAUAAAGACACCCAGGGUGGACGGGGUCAUCCUCCAUCGGCCUUUCAUGCCCACUGUGGAGGGGACACUGUGCUUGACUGGUCACCACCUGAUUCUCUCCUCCAGACAGGACAACACUGAGGAGCUGUGGCUGCUUCACUCAAACAUCGACUCCAUUGAGAAAAGAUUUGUGGGCUCCCUGGGAAGCAUCAUCGUCAAAUGCAAAGACCUGAGGGUGAUCCAACUCGACAUUCCUGGCAUGGAGGAGUGUCUCAACAUUGCCAGUUCUGUUGAGGCUCUGUCCACGCUUGACAUACUCUCCCUGAUGUAUCCUUUCUUCUACCGGCCCAUGUUUGAAGUCAUAGAAGAUGGCUGGAAUUCAUUUCUUCCAGAGGAUGCCUUUAAAGAUUUGGAGACCAUGACCGAUGAAUGGCGACUGAGUGAAGUCAACAAGGACUUCACUGUAUGUCCAUCAUACCCCCCUUUAGUGGCAGUGCCCAAAGAUGUCGAUGACGACACACUCAGGAAAGUAGCCACCUUCCGUCACAGCGGCCGUUUUCCGGUGCUUAGCUACUACCACAAGAAGAAUGGCAUGGUGAUGAUGCGAGCAGGGCAGCCUCUGACGGGCACCAAUGGACGACGCUGUAAGGAAGACGAGAAGCUGAUCAAUGCCACACUGCGACCGGGAAAACGUGGCUACAUCAUCGACACUCGCACCAUCAAUGUUGCCCAGCAGGCCAAAGCUCGAGGUGGAGGGUUCGAGUCUGAGGCUAACUACCCCCAAUGGAGGAGGAUUCACAAGGCAAUUGAAAGGUCUAAUAUCCUCCAAGAGAGCCUGAUAAAACUGGUAGAGGCCUGUAACGACCAGUCCCACAGCAUGGACCGCUGGUUAAGCAAGCUCGAGGCUUCCAACUGGCAGACUCAUGUCAAGGAGAUCCUCACCACCGCCUGCCUGGCUGCCCAGUGUAUCGACAGGGAGGGAGCGUCGGUCCUCGUUCACGGCACAGAGGGGACAGAUUCCACCCUGCAGGUGACCUCCUUGGCUCAGAUCAUCCUUGAUCCGGCCUGCAGGACCAUCAGAGGCUUCCAGGGCCUGGUGGAGCGAGAGUGGCUCCAGGCGGGUCACCCGUUCCACCACCGCUGCGCCCAGUCGGCCUUCUCCAACAGCAAGCCUCGUCAAGAGGCUCCCGUCUUCCUCCUCUUCUUGGACUGCGUGUGGCAGAUCCUUCACCAGUUUCCAUGUUCCUUUGAAUUCAGCGAGAGCUUCCUGGUGCUGCUCUUUGAUCACGCCUAUGCUUCUCAGUUUGGCACCUUCCUGGGCAACAGUACAGCUGAGCGAGCCAAACUGUCUUUGCCUGAGAAGACUGUGUCCCUUUGGUCGUGGGUGAACCGGCCACAAGAACUGGAGCGUCUGACCAACCCACUCUACGAGGCCAACAGUCUUGUGAUCUGGCCCUCUGUGGCCCCUCAGAGUCUUCUGCUGUGGGAAGGAGUCUUCCUCCGUUGGAACCGCUCCUCCAAGUGUUUGGACGAGGCCUACGAGGAAAUGGUUCAUAUAAUCGAAUACAACAAGGAGCUUCAGAACAAGGUUAACAGCCUGCGCAGGCAGCUGGCCCAGCUGGAAACUGAAGAUCCUCUGCUGCAGACGCCCGAGUGAGAGUGAGAGUGAGAGAGAGAGAGAGAGUGUGAGAGCUGUGAAGGGAAGCAAGAUGGAAGAAAGAGGUAAAAACAAAUGUGAAAUUAUAACGAAAUACAUUCACGAAUCAUUGUCCCAGCUUUAGGCUUUUGUCCGUCUCUUCUCCAAGACAUGAGAACAUAAUAGAAAAUGUAAUGGAAAUGCACUAAACCCAGACCAACUUCAAAAUCAAUCACUCGAUUUGAUUUUCCAUGCAUCCGGUUAUCUUUCACACAGUUUAUACCACUGAAUGGGCUUCAAGAGUGCCUUGAUUCAUAAAAAACUAAACAAUUGUCAGAUUAAAUGAUAAUACAUUAGAAUUGUUAAUUCCUUCCUUCCUGUGUGUGAAGUAAAAAAUAAAAGAAACCCUCUUCAGUAGCUUAAAAUCCACAUUCGCAGCAGGCUCAUCAAACCCCCGCGUCUCACACGCAGCUGAACAUUCAGCGACUGAGUCCAUUUAAAUGUGUUUUAAUAGAGCCCCGCGUAUUGUUGGGCAUCGAUCUCGUUCAGGACGGCAUAUACUGCAGAGUUCCGGUUUUCCCCAAAACAUCCUGCUGAAUGUAUAUGGCACUGCAGCGUAACUAUGGCAACAUAUAGGGUGAUAUAAGGCAUCAUGUGACUUUGCUGCACGAUGAGAUGAUAUAAUAAGCGUGGGUGUGGCCAUCGUCUUCUGUGCUGUACAAUGAAAAGGCUUUUUUUUAUUAGGGACCUGAACUAAAUAUCGUGUAUGUUUAUCUCAUCGUUACUUGACAUUCCAUUCAGGAGCACAGCUGGAGGUCCUCCACACACAACCUUAGACAUCCUAGCUUGCCUGGUUGUGUGGUUCCCCCCCCCCCCCCCCCAAUCUGAUUAAGCAUAAUACAAAUGUAGUAAAAUAUGUUUCAGAGUGUGAUCCAGAAGAAGAAAACAGAAGGGUCUUGAUCCCACAGUUCCAUUGGCCAUGUUGGUCAUAUGAUUGAUGAGGGUUGAUCACACAGAGGCCUGCUGAUAAAGUGAAAACAUUAUAUUUAUGUGAGAUAUUUCUUUGAAGACCAAUUUAUAUCUCGGUCAUUAAAGUCAUGCGAUAAUUGUUGAUAAGUGUUUAAGCACAUUAUUGAACGAAAUCUGCUGUUUUCUAGUUUAAAUCCCAAACCGUUGCACUUUUGUGCGAAAGGCAUUAAACAAUAUCCGAAAGAUACAAUGAGAAUUCUUUUAGCGUACUUUUUGCGGUCCGUACUUACCGGCUGUAGCCAUAUUCGACAAUAUGACGUCACUUUAAAUGUUAAAACAUGCCAAUACAUCGACAAACAAACUCAAGAUAUCGGACUACAAAUGACACAAACGCUAUUUCAUGGGGACAUUCCCGUCAGUGAAUAUUUUCACCAAAGCCACAUUUAUACCCUGUUGUUGCCUCCAAACCUUUAAUUGCCCUCUCUAGAGAAGCAGAUAAACCGGAAAGGUCUGCUUAGUUUCCAAUCGCAUAAUACUAUUGAGAAAGUGAUAUGCUGCACUUUAAGUAGUAAUGUAUAUGGCAGUUUCGGGGUUAAAUUAUAUCUACAGGGGUCUUCCAUGUCCAGUUUUGCCAGUAAGAAUUAGCAUCUUCUUGUGUCCAGGAUUUGAUAAACACUAUCGUGAACUGAUCCCAGCCACUACAUUACAAUGCUCUAUAAAGGGAAAGUUGUUUAUAGCUGCACUAUAUGCAUGUUUUCCUUUUGCCAAAACAAACAACGACAGACACUGUACCUACCGUUGAUUUGUGUGUGUGUGUGUGUGUGUGAGCGUGUGUGUGUGUGUGCAUGAAUGGAAUGAUGCAUUAUAUCCCGGUAAUGGUUUGAUUUACAAUUGUGCAAAAUUCCCUGUGCUUGCAUUAUGCUUAAUGUUAUCCUGUAAAAUGAUGUUGCUUUGUCAAAGUCUACAACUCUAUGGUGUUUGUGCAACGCCUUACUGCGAGAACAUAAUUCAAAAUGUACUUUUAUCGUCUUUUAUCACUGUCUCUGUAAAAUUAUAUUAUUGUUGAAAGGAUUAAGUCUCGUUGUUUUUUUAAGUUUGAAGCCAUUAAAAAUUAUAGCACACAA
This is a messenger RNA of Pseudoliparis swirei, 3977 nucleotides long. It is a transcript of the gene mtmr9, whose product is annotated as myotubularin related protein 9. The record is from RefSeq and is a predicted model, not a curated record. The transcript is spliced from 10 exons. Lineage: Eukaryota; Metazoa; Chordata; Actinopteri; Perciformes; Liparidae. Gene Ontology annotation, biological process: negative regulation of autophagy. The coding region runs from base 253 to 1905 and encodes 550 amino acids.